This is a messenger RNA of Pedinophyceae sp. YPF-701, 1314 nucleotides long. The record is from the annotation of a GenBank genome assembly. NCBI's taxonomy places the organism in Eukaryota, Viridiplantae, Chlorophyta, Pedinophyceae.
AUGGACGAGGGGCGGAUGCUGGGGGACGGGCGGGACGCGGGGCGGUCCGUGGCGGAGUGGCUGGAGGCGGACGAGGAGGAGGCGCGGGAGGAGACUGCGAGCAGCCGGCUCGAGGCGGACCCGCGGUGGGAGGACCGGGAGUACUCGUGGGCGGAGCGGCGGGACCCGGGGGGUGUUGAAGGGUAUGAGGCGGAGGCACGGGCGCCGAGCCGGGGGGCGUGGGACGGGGGUGUGGACCGCGAGCAGGGGUACGGCGACGAGGCGCGGGGGCCGAGGGAGAUCAGAUAUGACGAGGACGGAGCGAGAGACUCCGUUGGAGGGUUGCGGGGAGAUGGCGGCGAAUACCGGGAGCGAGCUGCCGAGCGCUCGCCGCCCGCCGAAGACGAGGACGCCCGCUGGCGGCCGGAGGAGCCCGUGCCGAGGCGGGACCGGGAACCGCGCGAGGAGGAGCCGCCUUCGCGGCAGGCAGCAGCGGCGGCGGCGGCAGCGGUGGGGUCGGCGCGGCGCGCCGCGGACUCGGUUCGGGACCGCGUCCGCGUCGUCGAGUCGGGCAUCUCCGGCAUGGCGCGGGACCGGAACGCGGAGGCGCUGCUCUCGGAGGGUCUCGGUCUUCUGAAAGAGGGGCGCCGGCUGGCCAACUCCCGGGGGGGACUCUCGGAGGACCCCGGGGCCGCGGAGCUCGCGCUGCGGUGCGCGGCUGCGUGUCUGGAGGAGGCGUCGCGCAUCGCGCCGUCGAACCGGGCCGCGGCGGGGAACUGGGGCAACGCGCUGUUGGCGCUGGGGCAGCUGAAGCUGCGCGUGGUGAGCGAGAUGAGGGCGGGGGGGGACGUGGGCGCGGCGGCGGAGGAGGCGGCGCAGCGCGUGGAGGGCGAGGCCUGCGAGCUGCUCGUGCUCGCGGGGAGGCGCUUCAGGCGCGUGCUGGAGCUCGCGGACGGCAGGGACGCGCGUGCGUUGUGCAACUGGGGCACCGCGCUGUGCCUGCGCGCCGCAGUGGCGACGGAGGUCGACCCGGGCAGCGCGAUCCGGCUGCUCGAGGCGGCCGCGGAGAAGCUGCAGGCGUCGAGCGACGCGACGGGCCCCACAGCGAGUCCACAGGAUGCUGCGCGACCCCUGCGGUUGCUCGGCACGACACUUCGGGACCUCGCCGCGCUCUACGCGGCAUCGGACGAUGCGGAGGAGGCCGUCGUGACGCUCGAGGACGCCGCGGGGUGCCUCGGCCGCGCGCUGGACAUUGACGGCAGCGACGAGGCAGCGGCGCAGGCGCUGGAGGACUGCGACAGGAUGCUGGAGGCGCUCGCAUCGCGGAGCUGGUGA